Molecule: messenger RNA, 9174 nt
Organism: Sebastes umbrosus (honeycomb rockfish)
Lineage: Eukaryota; Metazoa; Chordata; Actinopteri; Perciformes; Sebastidae
Gene: arid1ab
Product: AT rich interactive domain 1Ab (SWI-like)
Exons: 21
Coding region: 447-7613 (2388 amino acids)
Biological process (GO): positive regulation of DNA-templated transcription; regulation of transcription by RNA polymerase II; chromatin remodeling
Cellular component (GO): nucleoplasm; nBAF complex; brahma complex
Molecular function (GO): nucleosome binding; DNA binding
Source: RefSeq, a predicted model, not a curated record
UGGCUGUGUGUCUCGCGGAGCCUCGUGCUGGUUUGGGUUGAUUUUCUAGCUCGAGCUCUCGUUCUGUAACAGAAGCCCCCCCCCCUCCAACACACACACACACACACAUACACACACACAGAGUCACUCACUAGUGUCGGUGAAAACCAUUCUCCCUGGCUCUGUAUUUAUAUAUCCUUUCCACAAACUUUCCCCUCUCUGUUUUAACUUUAACCGGAGUCGCGGUGGAUUUUACCGGAUACCGGGUCGGUCCGGUGGCUGGAGGAGGGGCAACACAAGAGGGGGGGAAUGAACCGGGACGACGGGUACGUUGUUAUAUAAAUAUAACCGUAUUUAUAUAUUCAAUGGUUAUUCGUAUAGUCUGUGAGUGAGUCGCCGUGCUGAGAGAGGAGACCGAGAGAGGAGGAGAGAGAGAAGGAGAGAGAGAGGAGAGGGAUAUUAUUAUCAUGGCCGCUCAGGUCGCCAGCGCCAACACUCUCAACACUAGCCCGCCAUCCGAACUCAAAAAGCCGGAUCGGGACCCACAGGAGGAGCCGUCGGUACCGGGAGAGAAACAGCAUGAAAAUAAGGAACCGGGACCUGACGGCGGAUCUCCUGGGCAGAAGGAGCUGCAGCAGCAGGACGGGAGCGAUGCUGGUACUGGUGGAGGUGGAGGAGCAGGAGGAGGAGGAGGAGGAGGAGGAGGGGAUCCGGACAUGAAGAACGGCAACGGGAAUCUGCCCCGGGUAAAUAAUAAUAACCAGAAUGAUUCCGGCGGGCCCGAGGGGAAUAACCAUCCCGGGAUGGGACACCACCACCCGGGCCCCUUUCCUCCACCUCCUUACGGCUACAACCAGCACUACAGCCGGGCCCCUUUUCAUCAACAUGGCGGACAACAAAGCCCUGGCAUGGCAGCAGCAGCUGCAUCGGGGCCGGGCAUGAUGGACCCGUACCCGGCUAACUCACACGAACACGGCUACCCGAACCAUUACAACAACUACAGCCCUUUCCAGAACAGGACUUCUUAUCAGGGCCAAGGCGGAUACGGGGCCAUGAAUAGCCCGCGUAACAACAACCAGCAGCAGCAGCAGCAGCAGCAGCCUCCGGCGGCUGGGGGGCAGCCAGGCAAGCAACAGCCAGCAGGAGGAACCACAGCCAUGGCUGCUGCUGCUGCCUCGUACAAUAAUCAGAGGUAUAACAUGGGGAACCAACAGCCUACGUCUACGCCAACUUUAAAUCAGCUUUUGACAUCCCCCAGCUCGGCCAGGAGCUACCCGAACUACCCCCAACAACAAGGAGACUAUAACAAUCAGGAAGGGCCCAGCAGCAAGUUGCCAGGAGACAUGGGCAGCAGCAGUCAGUAUGGUGGGGUCCAUCCGGGUUGGCAGCAACAAAGGACCCACCAUCCGCCUCCCAUGAGCCCGGGAAACACUGGACAGCCUCCCAACAGGAAUCAGCCUCCAAGCCCAAUGGACCAGGUGGGGAAGAUGCGUGGCCAGCCAUAUGGAGGACCCAACCCCUACACCCAGCCGCAGCAAGGCCCUCCAACAGGGCCUGGACCCCAGCAGGGAGGCUCUUACCCAGGGCAGGGCUACGGACCUCCGGGCCCUCAGAGGUAUCCGAUGGGGAUGCAGAACCGAACACCUGGCGCUAUGGGCGGCAUACAGUAUGGACAGCAGAUGACAGCGUAUGGCCAACAGGGGCCUGGUGGCUACAGCCAGCAGAGCCAGGGCUAUUACGGUCAGCACGGCACCCCCCCUCACGCUGGCCAGCAGCAGCAGCAGCCUCCGUACGCUGGUCAACCCCAGGGCAGCUCUGGAGCUCCCUACCCCCAGCAGGGCCACCCUUCGCAGCCUUCCGGCCAACACGGGCAGCCUGGAGCCCCCUACCAACAAUCCCAAGGUCCCCACGGCCCUCCUGCAGGUCAGCCCCCAUAUAGCCAGCCCCCGCAGUCCCAGCCAGGACAGCCACCCUACGUCUCUCCCCAGCAGCAGCCUCAACAGCAGCAGGGACCAGGUCCCCAAAGUCAGCAGGGCCCUCAGGGCCAGCCUGGCUACCAACAACCCCCCGGACAAGGGCAGCCACUGCAGCAGCAAACCCCGCCGCAGCAGCAGCAAGGGCCCCCACAACAACAACAAACACCACAACAACAACAACAACAACUGCAACAACAACAACAACAGCAACAACAACAACAACAGCAGCAGCAACAGCAGCAGCAGCAGCAACAACAACAGCAGCAGCAACAACAACAACAACAGCAACAACAACAACAACAACAACAACAACAGCAGCAGCAGCAGCAGCAACAACAGCAACAACCAGGAGGACCAUCUCCUCAAGCCCAGCAGCCUCCAGGUCAUGGCCAGCAGGGUCAGCCAUCACCUUACUCCCAGACGCCCCCCUUGCAGCAACCGCCCCAACAACAGCAACAGUCACCAUAUCAGAGGUUCCCACCUCCUCCACAGGAACUCUCCCAGGAUUCCUUCAGCUCCCAGUCCAGCGCUCCUCCUUCCAACCAGCCCAUGACUUCCAACAAGAGCAGUCAAGAAGACAGCAUGCAGACCCGGCCGUCCAGUCUGCCGCGCUCGCCUCUCUGUCCUAAGCCCUUCCCACCAGACGAGCUCAGGCAUAUGCAAGCGCUUCAUAAGGAUCUUUCGGGCUCCAUCGACGACCUGCCCACCGGUACGGAGGGGGCCCUGAGCCCGGGCGUCAGCACCUCAGGGGUAUCCAGCAGUCAGGGCGAGCAGAGCAACCCCGCCCAGUCGCCCUUCUCUCCGCACACUUCGCCCCACCUGCCGGGCAUACGCGGGCCCUCGCCAUCACCUGUGGGUUCCCCCGCCAGCGUCACCCCCUCCCGCACCGGCCCUCUGUCCCCUGCUGCUGUGCCAGGUAAUCAGAUGCCUCCCCGGCCGCCCAGCGUCCAGUCAGAUACCAUCAUGCACUCUUCCAUGAACCAGUCAGCCAUGGGCCAGGACAGGGUGUACAUGCGUAACCCUCAGAUUCCUUACGGGUCCCCUGGACAACCUGGCUCCGCCUUAUCUCCACGCCAGUCUUCGGGAGGCCAGAUGCAUACUGGGAUGGGACCAUAUCCCCAGAACAACUCGAUGGGGAACUACGGGCCUCAGGGGGCCCAGUACGGUCCACAAGGUUACCCCCGGCAGCCUGGCUACACAGGGAUGCCCAAUGCCAACUACCCCACAGGUCCCGGCAUGAGCGGCUCCAUGAACCCCAUGCCCGGUCAGGGCAGCGGGGCUCCGUAUGGAAACAUCCCGCCCGGCAGGAUAGGCCCGGGGCAGAUGGGUGCACGGCCCUUUGGUCCUGCGAUGGUCGCCGCGAACAUGGCCGGCAUGCCUCCUCAGGUGGCGUCCGGGAUGUGUCCCCCUCCAGUCAUGACCAGGAAGGACGGCGUCCCCGCCAUGCACCAUGGACCCACAAACUCCGUACACAACAGGCCACCUGGCUACCCUAACAUGUCCCAGGGCAUGAUGGGAACUGGCUCUCCAUACGGCCCUGGCAUGAACAGCAUGCACGGUAUGAUGAACCAGGGAGGGCCGGGGCCGGGGCCGUACCCAAUGGCAGCCAACAUUGCCAACAACACUCCUGGAAUGGCUCCCACCACGGAGUUUGGCAUGGAAAAAAUGAACCCCACCCAGAAGAUAAACAACAAAGUGGAGGGGACUCCCAAGCCUGAAUCCAAAAAGAAGUCGAGCUCUUCCACCAUCACUAACGAGAAGAUCACUCGUCUGUACGAGCUGGGCCCGGAGCCAGAGAGGAAGAUGUGGGUGGAUCGAUUCCUGGCCUUCGCUGAGGAGAAGGCCAUGGGCAUGAACAACCUGCCCGCAGUGGGACGCAAGCCUCUCGAUCUCUUCAGGCUCUACGUGUCCGUCAAAGAGAUCGGUGGCCUUACCCAGGUGAACAAGAACAAGAAGUGGAGGGAGCUGGCCACCAACCUGAACGUGGGCACGUCGAGCAGCGCGGCCAGUUCGCUCAAGAAACAGUACAUCCAGUGUUUGUACGCCUUCGAGUGCAAGAUCGAGCGCGGCGAGGACCCGCCCCCGGACUUCUUCAACACGGACACCAAAAAGAACCAGCCGAAGAUCCAGCCUCCCAGCCCAGCUGGAUCUGGAUCCCUGCAAGGACCCCAGACCCCUCAGUCCACCAGUAGUUCGAUGGCAGAGGGGGGAGACCUGAAGCCCCCCACCCCAGCCUCCACCCCGCACACGCAAAUGCCUCCAAUGCCUGGCGUCAGGAGUAGCGUUAAUCUGCAGGACCCCUUUGCCGACGGCGGAGACCCAGCGUUUUCCAGAAGGAACGCCCUGACUCCCAACUCGCAGGGCUACCAGCCUGGGAUGGGCGGCCCGGAGAUGAUCGCUCGAAUGGGUCCCUACGAGUCCAAACAGGACCCCUUCGGUGGCAUGAGGAAAGCUGGAGAGCAGUUCAUGCAACCGGGCCCCAACAGCGGGAUGGGAGAACAGUAUAACCGAGGUCCACCAGGUCCUAUGGGCAACAUGCAGAUGGGCCAGAGGCAACAGUACCCUUAUGGAUAUGACAGGAGACCGGAGCCGGGCAUGGGCCCUGACGGCAGCAUGGGACCAGGAGCUCCUCAGCCCAACAUGAUGCCUUCAGGAGCCGACACGGGGAUGUACUCGCCCAGCCGCCCUCCACCGCAGCAACGGCAUGAAUCCUACACCAAUCAGUACCCUGGCCAAGGAGCUCCCCCUGGUGGCCCAUACCCAAAUCAGCAGCCAGGAAUGUAUCCACAGCAGCAACCGAACUACAAGCGUCCGGUAGACGGAGGGUACGGCCCUCCGGCCAAGCGCCAUGAGGGAGAAAUGUACAACGUCCCCUACAGUGGUCAGCAGCAGCCGGGACCCCAGUCCUCGGGGCCCCAGGGCCAACAGGACAUGUAUAACCAGUAUAAUGCAUACCCCGGAGGGGACCGAAGACCACCAGGCCCACAGAACCAGUUCCCCUUCCCUUUCGGCCGGGACCGAGUACCGCCAUCUGCAGGCCCCAACUCCCAGUCUCCAAUGCCUCCCCAGAUGAUGGCGAGCGCCAUGCCUUCGGGUCCCGAUGGACCCCAGGGCCCAAUGUGGCAGGGCCGCAACGAGAUGGGCUACCCCAACUAUCCCAACCGACAGGGACCUCCCGUACCGGGCCAGGGCCCCGGCUACCACGGCAUGAACCGCUCCGAGGAGAUGAUGCCAUCGGACCAGCGCAUGAACCACGAGGGCCAGUGGCCCGGCCACGUCAACCAGCGGCAGCCGCCGUUCGGCCCCGGCGGUUCUGGACCUCCCAUGACCAGACCCCUGCCAUCCACCUACCAGACCUCCCAGAACCACAUUCCUCAGGUGUCGAGCCCGACACCGAUGGCCCGGCCCAUGGAGAGCAGGACGUCGCCAAGCAAGUCCCCCUACAUGCAUCCGGGCAUCAAGGUGCAGAAAGCUGGACCGCCGGUACCGGCCUCCCACAUUGGCCAGGCCCCUGUGCAGCAACCCAUGAUCAGGCGAGAUGUGGCCUUCCCUCCUGGCUCUGUGGAGGCCUCCCAACCCCAUCUGAAGCCACGCAGGCGGCUCACCGUGAAAGAAAUUGGAACCCCUGAGGCUUGGAGAGUGAUGAUGUCACUAAAGUCAGGCUUACUAGCUGAAAGCACCUGGGCCUUGGACACCAUUAACAUUUUACUGUAUGACGACAAUAGCAUUUCUACUUUUAACUUAUGCCAGCUGCCUGGAUUCCUGGAGCUGGUGGUGGAGUACUUCAGACGCUGCCUCAUCGAGAUCUUUGGCAUCUUAAAGGAGUACGAAGUAGGAGACCCCGGCCAGCGCACCCUCAUAGACCCCAACGCUGCUGAGGAUAUCGAGGAUGAAAUCCCCAUGCCUGAGGGCGAGGGCAUGGACGUGGACGAAGAGGACGAGGAGGAUGAGGAGGUAGAGGAGACGAAGGCCAAUCCCGACGCCCCUCCACUCGUCCAGGUGAAACAGGAGGAGGACGGCUCACACAAACACACGUCUUCAGAGGACGAGGAAGAGGAGAAGGAAAGGGAGUCUUCUAUCAAGGAACCCUCUACCUCAGGGUCCUCCCAGGACCCCAACCUCCACUCGGAGAAGCCCAAGCAGGCUAGUAAGUUCGAUAAACUCCCCAUCAAGGUGGUGAGGAAGAAGAAUCCUUUCCUGUUGAACCACUCGUCCAAGCUCGGUCAGCGGCAGAGCUUCGAUAGCGGCCUGACACACUGGAGCAUCGGCGGCGGCGACACUACCGAACACAUCCAGACCCACUUUGAGAGCCGGAUGGACCUUCUCAAGCAGCGGAAACGCAAGCCGACCGCCACCGAGAGCCGCAAGAAGGUCCAGGCGACCGAGACUGUGACGGAAAACUCGGAGAAAUCCAAGUCCAACGGGGAGGAGAAGCCUCGGCAGCAGUCCUCUGAACCUCAGAAGUCUCCGCCGGAGAAGGCCCCUCCUCCUCUUCCCAUCGGCGCACCAGUCACUGCCACCAUCGACGACGUGCUAUCCGCCCGCCCGGGGUCGGUCACGGAGGAAGUGGUCCGCGGCGGCGCGGAAGAGCAGAAAGAGAACGGCAAGUACCUGUUCAGCAUAAACCCCGACCUCCAGAGCAGACGCAACAUCAAGAUCCUGGAGGACGAGCCUCACAGCAAGGACGAAACGCCGCUCAGCACUCUGUCGGACUGGCAGGACUCGCUAGCCCGGCGCUGCAUCUGCGUCUCCAACAUCGUGCGCAGCCUCUCCUUCGUUCCCGGGAACGACCUGGAGAUGUCGAAACACCCGGGCCUCCUGCUGCUGUUGGGCCGCCUGGUGCUGCUCCACCACAGGCACCCCGAACGCAAGCAGGCCCCCGUCACCUACGAGAAGGAGGAGGAGGAGGACGAAGGCGUGAGCUGCGAGAGAGACGAGUGGUGGUGGGACUGCCUCGAGGUGUUACGGGAGAACUGCCUGGUCACUCUGGCGAACAUCUCAGGCCAGCUGGACCUUUCUAUCUAUCCAGAGAGUAUAUGCCUGCCGCUGCUGGAUGGCCUGCUCCACUGGGCCGUCUGCCCGUCAGCGGAGGCCCUGGACCCUUUCCCCACGCUGGGGCCCCACGGCUCACUUUCCCCCCAGAGACUGGUCCUCGAGACCCUCAGCAAGCUCAGCAUCCAGGACAACAACGUCGACCUCAUUCUGGCAACGCCGCCGUUCAGCCGCUUGGAGAAGCUGUACGGCUCGCUGGUGCGCUUGGUCGGCGAACGCAAGGUGGCCGUUUGCCGAGAAAUGGCGGUCGUCCUGUUGGCCAACUUGGCCCAGGGCGACAGCCUAGCGGCGCGGUCCAUCGCCGUGCAGAAAGGCAGCGUGGGUAACCUGCUGGGCUUCCUGGAGGACAGCCUAGCUGCCACGCAGUACCAGCAGAGCCAGAGCUCCCUGCUACAGAUGCAGGGGGGACCUCAGUUUGAGCCCACCAGCGUGGACAUGAUGCGGCGGGCGGCCCGCGCCCUGCACGCCCUGGCGAAGGUGGAGGAAAACCACUCCGAGUUCACUUUGUACGAGUCGCGGCUACUGGACAUCUCGGUGUCCCCACUUAUGAACUCUCUGGUGUCCCAGGUGAUCUGUGACGUACUCUUUCUGAUCGGCCAGUCAUGACAGCCGUGGGGAGGUUUCAGCUCCGCCUCUUUCCGUUCCCCGUCACCCUCCCCUCUUUUUUUUUUUUGUGUGCGUGUGUCUGUUGCGUGUGAGUGAAAAAGAGCAAAAACUGACUGUCCUUUUUUUUUUUUUAUUUAUGCAAAAUCACCUCGGAUUCCACUGUCUUUCUACCCCUGCUUCUCACUAAAGGAAGGAAUAUCAUGAAGUAGCCGUGGAUUUUAAAAACGUCUGAAAUUGGAAAGAUACUGACAGAAGAGCAGAUUGGGACCCAGGCAUAGGACAGAGUGCGCUGCCGCCCUGCGGAAAAAGGACUUGUUUUUUAAUGAAAAGAAAAAAAAUCUCCAGAAAAAAAAAAGAAGAAACUGUAACCAAAGUUGCUGUCUCGUUUACAGUGAGUUUGGGGGAUACAUGUGCUCGCUUUCUCCCCAGGGGGGGGUCGGCAGGGGGACGAGGGGCACGGACUAAACAAUAUUAUGGUUCAUGUUUGGAGGCUACAUAGACUCACGGACUGUGGUGUGGUAUAAUUGCUGUAACUUUGGAUGCUAUAUACUCAGCCCCACAGGAACCACAUUAUUGGCUGUGAACAGACAUCUGUCAUGGGAGGCCUGUGCAGUAGAUUGUAGGACUUUUUUUCUGUACUGUACACCUUAAAAACUGUAAACAUACUGUAAUAAUACUGUUUCACACUGAGAUACGCUGGCUUGGCAGCAAACUGUAGUUUUUAAAAACAGUUUUAGUUAAUGUCGAGAGAGAAAACGGCUUUCCCCCCAAAGUAUGGUGAACCUACAACACCCCGACCUCUUCUCUUUGUCCCUUGAUUGUAUGACUUGACCCUUAUAUUAAAAAGUCACCUCUUUAGGACUGGUCCUCAACUCUAGAUGCAGUCCAAGCUGCAGUGUAUAUAUGAUGUUGUACAUUACACUUCUCUCUCUCUUUCUCAAACUUCUGUUGCUCUUCACCAUUUUUAAUCUUUGACGAUUACAAGUCCCCCCCCCCCCUCCCCCGCCCCGCAUCAAGUACGCCAUGUGAUUACUUGACGCCCCCCCCUACCCACCCUCCCUUUACCCUCUCCGUUACUUAGGCGCCUCACCCUGCUCGUAUCGCGCUCCUGGGGGUGUUUAGCUGCUGUCCAACGCCACCCCCAACAAACACAACUUCAAGUUUCAGUUUGUCUCCGGUCUGGGUGUAGAGAAUAUAACAAAAAUCAUGUCUGCGGUUCCAUUUGAGCUCCUUCAUAAAAUGACAAACUAGACCUUUGAUGAAGAAAACCAUUUUAAUUUUGUUUAUUUUGUUUAUUUUUUUGUUUUUUUUUCCAGUGAUGCGGAUUCUGCAUAUUUGUAUUUCAGAUGAUGUAGCUAAAAACUUGAUGUAAAUUCCUCUUUUUUUCCUUUUUUUGGCUUAAUGAAUAUCAUUUAUUCAGUAUGAAAUCUUUAUACUAUAUGUUCCACGUGUUAAGAAUAAAUGUACAUUAAAUCUUCGUAAGACGUUUGCUGUGGAUUUAUUUAUGAUUGGCCUCGUACGUGGUCGAGGCGGCAGUAAAUAAAGUCCUGAAUUUUUUUCA